AUGUCCCUGGUGAAAAAUCUUUUCUCUUCUGCAACGACAAGUACCGAACCGAAUCGUAACGACUUUGCCAUUGUUGAUGAUGGAUUGCAAACGGGGAGGGAGGCCGGCGGAAAUAUCAAAUUGGGCACAGGGAGGACCAGGCCGGAUACUAUGGCAUCGAAAGACAUCGAGGAGGAGGAAAGAGCGCCAUAUGUACAUUGCAUGAUUGCCGGAGGCCUAGGAGGGACGACGGGAGAUCUUCUGAUGCAUUCUUUAGAUACCGUGAAGACGCGGCAGCAGGGCGACCCGCACUUUCCUCCCAGAUAUACGUCUAUGGCCUCUUCAUAUUCUACGAUAUUCCGCCAGGAGGGCCUCCGACGGGGAUUGUAUGGAGGCUGGCUACCAGCAUUGCUAGGCUCCUUCCCAGGGACUAUCAUAUUCUUUGGGACCUACGAAUACAGUAAAAGGCACAUGAUUGAUUACGGUAUCAAUCCGCAGCUUGCGUAUCUUACUAGCGGUACAAACUUCCGAACCGUAUAUUUAGGAAUCUUGACUAAUGGGAGUGCAAUAGGGUUCGUUGCCGACUUUGCUGCAUCAUUCAUUUAUGUGCCCUCCGAGGUACUCAAAACGCGUCUACAGUUACAGGGUCGAUACAACAACCCCUACUUCAAUUCUGGAUAUAAUUAUAAGGGGUUUUCUCACGCCGCUAAAACAAUAUACCGUCAAGAAGGAUUUUCAGCUCUGUUCUAUGGAUAUAAAGCGACCAUUUUCAGGGAUCUGCCAUUUUCGGCUCUGCAAUUCACAUUCUACGAGCAAGGUCAGGAUUGGGCACGGAAAUGGAAGCAAAGCAGAGAGAUUGGGCUUCCUCUCGAGCUUUUGACAGGUGCCGCUGCUGGUGGACUUGCUGGUGUAAUAACAUGUCCACUCGAUGUCGUGAAAACUAGAAUUCAGACUCAAGUCAACAUUUCCGAGCCGGUAAUCAGUCACACAAACAAUGCCCUGGGAAAGAAAACGUCAAACUCAUCCAUACAGCAACAAAUCAGAAAGAUUUCGACAUCAUCGCCUUCGACGCAUACUCCUCGGCCAGGCGCCAGUAAUCUCGAUACCUCAUCCGUUAUCACUGGACUAAAGCUCAUAUACAAGAGCGAAGGGCUUGCAGGAGGCUUUCGCGGUGUUGGGCCUAGGUUUGUAUGGACCAGCGUUCAGAGUGGCUGCAUGCUCUUCUUAUAUCAAACAAUUUUACGGAAACUGGGUGUAUUAUCUUCUGCAAGCAACCGAGAAGAAGCUGUAUAA
This is a messenger RNA of Glarea lozoyensis ATCC 20868, 1272 nucleotides long. RefSeq names its product Mitochondrial carrier. The coding region runs from base 1 to 1272 and encodes 423 amino acids. Gene Ontology annotation, biological process: magnesium ion export from mitochondrion. The transcript is spliced from 2 exons. Gene Ontology annotation, molecular function: magnesium ion transmembrane transporter activity. The record is from RefSeq and is a predicted model, not a curated record. Lineage: Eukaryota; Fungi; Ascomycota; Leotiomycetes; Helotiales; Helotiaceae.